AUGGGGUCGAGAAAGCCGUCAUCGUCGACCUCUGGGUUUUUCCAAGCCGCUCCCAGUGUACCGCAGCAAUACACAGCUUCUUCCCAGGACAAGGCUUCUUCACGGCACGAAUCAUCAGACGAUCCAGUUUUCUCGAGGGUCUUGUCCCUCUACCUUCCCGACCCACUGCCGACGCCUCUCCAGAGCCAUUUCCAUGACUUCGCACGUCUCGUCCUCGAACCAUCCACCCUUCAACACACGAUUGACUGUGACACCGACCUGCCCACAAUCCACCCCCUGACCACCUUCGGCGAAGAGAACAAAAUCACUCCCCUCCGCACGAGCGAAGGAUGGCGUGCUCUGAAACAAAUUCAAACUCGCGCCGGCGUGGUAGGGUAUGCUUAUCCUCAGCCCAGCCUGAAGCAAGACUUCAAUCGACGAAUCCAUCAGUUUGGCACCCUGCACCUUUGGCACGGUACUUGCGCAGUAGCCACUUGCCCAAUGGGCAUGACUGACGGGGCAGCUGUACUAUUACGUCGACAUUUCGAUGACCCAGAUGGAGACCAGCCUGGUCGCGGAGCCGUGUUCCGUGAAAGCUAUCGUCGUCUUGUGUCUUUGGACCCGACAUACUCCUGGACCAGUGGACAAUGGAUGACCGAACGAAGUGGGGGAAGUGACGUGCGAGGCACUGAGACGGUUGCACGCCGAAUGACCACUCAAGAAAUGCAAACCGAUAUCAACCACGGGCGAGAUAAAGAUGCACACGGUCUCCCUCUGGGACCUUGGAUCGUGGAUGGGUUCAAAUGGUUCUCUUCCGCCACCGAUGCCGACAUGGCCGUUCUCCUUGCACAGACAGGCCAGGGGCUCAGUGCAUUCUAUGCUCCUCUUCGGCGAAGAACAGGCCAUGUCCCGACUUCCACCGCGGAAGCAGUCUCCCACACCACCGAAACAAACGGCAUCCGCAUCCAACGCCUCAAAAACAAACUUGGCACCAAGGGCGUCCCAACCGCCGAGCUCGAACUCAAAGGCAUGCGCGCUUACCUCGUCGGCCAGGAGGGCCAAGGUAUCAAGGAAAUUAGCGCCAUAUUGAACAUCACGCGAGUACAAACCGCGAGUUCUGGUGCGGGUUACUUGGCGAGGGGAUUGGCUGUGAGUCGCGCAUACACGCUGGUUCGAAAAGUGAAAGACGGACAACUUCUGAGGGACAACCCGCAGCAUCUGGCCUGGAUGGCUGCGGAAAGUGUCAAGUAUCGUGCCAACACACACUUGGUCUUCCUUGGCGCUGCGCUCUUGGGGGCAACUGAACAAGACCACGAUGCUGUCACCCAGGGCACCCGCGGAGCAUCGGUCCUCAUCCCGCGCUCAAGGGGAAAACAAGAGAUGCUCCUCCGCCUGCUCACGCCCGUGAUGAAGGCACAAGUCACUCUGAAUAGCGUCUCUGGAUUGAGAGCUUGUAUGGAAUCACUCGGCGGCGUGGGUUACUGCGAGAACAACGAGGAUGGCGGGGUGAUGAACAUUGCCCGCCUGUUCCGGGACAGCGUGGUGGGCACGAUCUGGGAGGGCACGACGAGCGUCAUGGCAGAGGACGUGUUGAGGGUGGUCAAGAAUCCCAAGACUCAGAAUAGUCUUACCGGCCGGGUGGACAUACUCGACGAGUCCUUCGGAGACUGGGUGCGGGGCGUGCUGAGUGCAAUCGAAAAGGCAAACAAUGGCCACGGAGGACGAGGAGCCGGUGUUUUUUUCACCAGGGAACGCGAGAUCACCGCAAACCGCUACCAGGUCCUGCGCGAUCUGGUCCGCUCGAGCGACCUCCUUGCCCUGCAACGGUGCGGCAGGGCCAUUCUGGAGCACAUCGAGGCCGUCGCCUGCGCCUGCCUGCUUAUGUUCGAUGCCACUGUGGACGGCGACGAGAUCGCCACCGAGGUCGCCAGGCGCUGGGUGAGCAUGAUCGCCUUGCCUGCCGACAGGAUAAAGAUACCGAAUGAGGGUCGCCCACGCGAUCCGGCCGGGGAGAUUGAGAUGGACAGAAGGAUAUUUCUCGGGUCAGCGGCGGUGGCAAGAUCUCCUGUGACAACGCUGCAAGCAAGACUUUGA
Messenger RNA from Cladophialophora psammophila CBS 110553, 2073 nucleotides. RefSeq lists its product as uncharacterized. The transcript has a single exon. NCBI's taxonomy places the organism in Eukaryota, Fungi, Ascomycota, Eurotiomycetes, Chaetothyriales, Herpotrichiellaceae. The coding region runs from base 1 to 2073 and encodes 690 amino acids. The record is from RefSeq and is a predicted model, not a curated record. Gene Ontology annotation, molecular function: oxidoreductase activity, acting on the CH-CH group of donors.